Molecule: messenger RNA, 2032 nt
Organism: Lethenteron reissneri (Far Eastern brook lamprey)
Lineage: Eukaryota; Metazoa; Chordata; Hyperoartia; Petromyzontiformes; Petromyzontidae
Gene: NUDT17
Product: nudix hydrolase 17
Biological process (GO): NAD+ catabolic process; NADP+ catabolic process
Cellular component (GO): cytosol; peroxisome
Molecular function (GO): NADH pyrophosphatase activity
Source: RefSeq, a predicted model, not a curated record
GGUUCCGGAUCAGCUGGGCUCCCGGCCACAGUCCAGAGGCCCUCCGUGCGUCGCCUGCCCGCGUCUCUCUGCGCCCUCGAGCAGGUCGCGUCCUUUGCUCUUCGCUGACAUUCGCAGCAAACCGAUGCAGGGCGAUUGGCCAAGGUGGCGGGGCGUGCCAAGUCCCUGCUUUGCUUGUAAAUGGAGAGGGUGUUCGUUUACCUGUUGAGGAAAAACACCUUGCCCGUGUACGCCAAGCUUACCCAGCAGAAGGUGGCGGGGCGUGCCAAGUCCCUGCUUUGCUUGUAAAUGGAGAGGGUGUUCGUUUACCUGUUGAGGAAAAACACCUUGCCUGUGUGCGCCAAGUUUACCCAGAGCGUGACAGAUUACUUCAGCAGUGAUGGAGCACAGCAACUAACUGUGAGCUGCAAGCUGCAGGAAAAUCGCUUUCUUAUUUCGGACUGCGUGGAUCUACCCGGAGCAGAGUUGGUCCCACUCAAGCGAGCUGCAGACUGCCCCAUCCAGCACCUGAGCCCGGACGACGCGCGUGACCUUCCCCGCGAGACGCUGGCGCGGGGGAUUGACGUCGGCGUGGCCGUCGUGCUGCAGUCUGUGGACGCGCGCGUGCUGUUGACGCGCAGGGCGGCGCAGCUCUCCAUCUUCCCCAACGUCUGGGUGCCCCCCGGGGGUCACGUGGAUCCAGGAGAACAGCUUCUGGAAGCUGGGCUGCGGGAGCUGAGAGAGGAGACUGGUCUGCAGAUGUCACCAUCCGAAUGCACCAUCACCACCUUGGGCCUGUGGGAGUCGGUCUAUCCGGGAAAUCUCAUCCGAGGUCUUCCCAGAAGGCAUCAUAUUGUGGUUUAUGCCUUGGUGCAAACAUCCCUUCUGCACCAGCAAUUACAGGAACACGUCGCCCUGUGUGUGGACGAGGUGAGCGCUUGUGCAUGGAUCGACCCGGACACGGCCAGAGCCAUUGUGUCAUCUGCGGAAAAUGCCAAGUCCCACCCACAAAUAAGCCAACCACCCAAGGGUAUUCCUGCUACAUUCAGUGCGACGGUGAUGAAGGGGAGCAGGCAGGAGCUGGAGGCCUUGCCCACUUCGUGCCUGCUGGCCCAGGUCCCCUCGUCAGGCCCCGACGUGGAACGGGUCAGCACGGGCACCGUGUACGCGCUGCAGCUCUGGUUGCAGCAGCUCCACAACCGAAAAGAGCAACAAUGAUGAACUUUGCUUUCUUUCGAACCCAAAAACAAUAUUCGGCGACUUGAAUCAUUUGACAAAUUGUAAAUGUAUUUUUUUGUAUUUAUUAAAAUGUAAGCAGUUGGACAUUAUUUUUUUUAGCUCUAAAAGUUUAGUUUGUGUUUUCAAUUCCCAAAAAAUAAUUGUUUACUUUUUUACGUAUAUAAAACAGAAAUACCAGUUUGUUUUUUAGCACCAUUUAUCUGGGACUUUGAUAAUUGUCCAUGAGGUUUUUUGGGUUCUAUUGCAUAACUAUAAACGUGUUGUUAAACCCACAACCACCCAACACAGCCAAUUAAGGGUUGCCACGUAAACAAACAUGCCAAUUAGUUACUAGUUCAGCACACCGGUGUAUUGGAGUAAACCAACAUUCACAAUUCGAGUAUGACCUUUCACCGGUCAUUGCAACCAGCCUCAUCAGGUGACAGCCAGUGUGCUGAACUAGUGAUUAACAUGUUUUGUUUACGUGACAAACCUUACUAAUUGGCGUGUCGAGUGGCGACAGGUUUAACGAUACAUUUAUAUUUAAGCGAUCAAACCCAAAAAAGCCUUAUGGAUUAUAUUGAUCGCGAAAGCGUACGUGUUAAAUUCAUAAUUGUCUUGCCAUGGUAGUUUUUUGACGCACCUGACUUUGGAAUAUUCAGAGAAUAUUCUGAACCUUCUUAUUUUGUUCAACAGGCAUGACAACAAAUUGGGUGGUUCGAUUUUCAAGAUUUUAAGAUAUGACCUAUAUUUUGGUUAAAGGACUUGUGAUUGUGUCUUGCACCUGCAUAUUUUUCCCCAACAGAGGCAUUAUUAAAAGAGUAAUUGACCAAGA